Messenger RNA from Exophiala aquamarina CBS 119918, 774 nucleotides. RefSeq lists its product as uncharacterized. Bases 1 to 774 code for a protein of 257 amino acids. NCBI's taxonomy places the organism in Eukaryota, Fungi, Ascomycota, Eurotiomycetes, Chaetothyriales, Herpotrichiellaceae. Gene Ontology annotation, molecular function: protein-lysine N-methyltransferase activity. The record is from RefSeq and is a predicted model, not a curated record. Gene Ontology annotation, biological process: peptidyl-lysine dimethylation. The transcript is spliced from 2 exons.
AUGGCAGCGAGUAGCGAUGACAACGACGAACUCCCGUCGUUGGAUCUGUUUCAGGACCCGGCGGGCUUUUACCCGCCUGAAAAGCCACCCAGCUUCACCACGUAUCUCAUGAAAAACGGUCGUCACAUCAAUCUUCGUCUCGUUGGCCACAGUCCAUUAUGGGGCCAUCUAUUGUGGAAUGCCGGACAAGUUGUCGCCCAAUAUCUUGAAGAGAACACCCAGCAGCUGGUCCAAGGCAAAAAUAUCCUCGAGCUUGGUGCCGGGGCCGGGCUCCCUAGCCUUGUAGCCUCCUUGCUCGGGGCGAAGCAGGUCGUCGUGACUGAUUAUCCUGACAAUGAGCUUAUUGUGAAUUUGCGCCACAACAUUGACCUGAACUUGGCUGCUCAAGAUAUGCCCAAUAUUGUGGCGGAAGGCUUCCUUUGGGGUUCUUCGGCAGACGCACUGACAGCCCAUCUUGAAAAAGGCAGUAGCACCUUCGACGUGCUGAUUCUGGCCGACAUCUUGUUCAAUCAUUCGGAGCACAACAAACUCCUUGACACGGUGACUGGAUGCCUCAAGAGAACAUCUGAUUCUGUGGCACUGGUGUUUUUCACCCCUUACCGGCCCUGGCUACUGGAGCGAGAUCUGAACUUUUUCAAGAUGGCACGAAGCAGCGGCCUUCUCGUCGACAAGAUCAUGGAGCAAACCAUGGACAAAGUCAUGUUUGAAAAUGAUCCUGGCGACGAAACCCUUCGAAGGACUGUUUUUGGGUAUACUGUCAAGUGGGACCUUUAG